Bombyx mandarina (wild silkworm) is the source of this 1914-nucleotide messenger RNA. RefSeq lists its product as uncharacterized. The record is from RefSeq and is a predicted model, not a curated record. Lineage: Eukaryota; Metazoa; Arthropoda; Insecta; Lepidoptera; Bombycidae.
AGCAUAUGUCCUAACUAUUGUAGUUAUGCCGCAAUAAGUGUCUGUCAACUGGUGGUAGGACCUCUUGUAUACCAUAUUGGGGUUGUGUAUAAACCGUUAUUAUGAAUAAUUCAUUCACAUCAAUCUCCGGUAAUGUUAAUUCGUUAGAACAAUUUCAUUUCGAUAAGAUUAAUGUCAUUGGAAGUGUGUCGGGGCGCGAGGCGGUAUCUUAUCUCUUGUCAUGAGUAUUGAUUCAAACUUCAAUGCAGUACCUGGUGUCGUUUGCAAAUGUAAAUAUUUUGCAUACGUUUCGUAUUUUCAAAUGGCGAUUCUAAGGUACAACGAAAACCUCGACAAUACCGUAAACUACGUUGCAACACUCGCCUUCUUCUGUGCGAUAUCUUGUGUUACGAUUAUGCUAAAAUUCGGAGGUUUUAAAGCUUCCUUAAACAUAUUCAAUAGUAGAAAGAAUGGAAAAGAGAAAACCGAAUUACAUCAGGGCUCAUAUAUGACAGGCGCGUAUCGUACGAACAGAGACGACGUGUCUGGAUACGUCAGCACUCCGUCGCCUACGAAAACAUUAUCCCCAGCAAUGGUGAAGCUGCCGGGACGAAAACCUUGUUGUCUGCUGACCACACGACCCACUAAGAGCCUCGGCAAUCUCACGUUAGCCACUUCGAGUACAACGAAGGCAGUUCCGAAUCAAAACACAACGGACGUAUCAACCGACCCGAGGGGCGAGGGAGAUCGCGAGAUAAAGAAUCCUUCGCACAAACAACGAGAGAAAGAGCGCAAAAGACUCGAGAAGCAACGACUGGACGAACAGAAAGCUAUCGAACGGACGACACGCGAACAGGCUAAAGUCGAAAAGAUAAAGAGAGAGAAAGAAAAGAAACGAGUGGAAGAGGGCAAGAUAAAAGAUAAGAAACGUAAAGCGCCGCAGCCGCAACAGCAGAGCGUCCCCUCACUGGGACAUGGCUCCGCUAAAUACUCAAUAAACACUUUGGACAGUUCGAUCAGUCGGAGCACCGGCCCCCCGCCUUACUCAGAAACAGCGACGGAGCUAGUAACGCUGGACGCGAGCGACGCGACACGAGACGUAAGCUUCGGCAAACCAAUCGACACAGGCACUUGGGAUAUUGUAGCAGAACACAGAGAGCAACUAAACAGAACAACACACGCCGUCGACAAAAACAACAAACAAACAGUCAUAGACUUGAACUACAGCGCGGGAAGCGAUGACAAAACCAACAACGACAUGUAGGAAAAUAAUUCACAUCAUUGUUUACUUAAAAUAAACUAAAAAAACUCGCAAAUAUAUCGAACGUAACAAAUAAUCUAUUUACACGAUAAGAUACGUCAAAAAAGCUUGUUUAAGAACAUAUUUUUUAAUGUUUUUGUAGGUGUUAAUAAUCUUUAUCUUAAAUCAUCUAAUUUACUCGUAACACGAUAUUUUAAUAUGAAUGACUUAUAAACCAAAUUCUCGUCUGGUAUCGCGUUUGUUUUGACUCAGAAACCUGGAGGGAAAGAUCGCAAUAAAAAAAUACUCUACUAAUCAAUAACUAUAACAAUAACAAAUAAAGUUCAACUUUCCGAACAUAACUAACGGGGCGAGAUAUUUUUUUAAGAAUCGAAUUAUAAUCGCUGCGAAAUUAUAAUAGAGUUCACGAUUAUCUCGAUUCCAAAUCGAGAUGUAUUUAGAUUUGGUUUGGUCUCGCGCUACGUACGUACAUUCGAUUGUUAUUGUACAAUAUUGGGUCUUAUAGGCGACUAAAACUCUUUCCUCAAGACACAAGUUGAGCACACUGCAGACUAUAAUUAUGGAGAUCCAUAGGUUUGUUUAUAUUAUCGAAAUAAUCGAUUGAAUCGAUAUUAAAAUAACUCAUACAUAAAAAAGGUGUAUAAACCUUUACUACUAGUAAAUUAUGAAAUAAU